AUGGCUAGAAGAAACCUUGAUUCCCUUGACGAAGCCUCAUCGUUAAAUCCAAGAUACAGAGAAGAUUCGCGGUCUGAGAGCUUAGAGGAAAGUAUUGUCGACAGCGAAGUUGAAACGUCAGAGAGCGAGAGAAAAUUGGAAGAUGAUUUUAAAUGUGCAAAACAGACUGUCUCCGCAGAUAAAAGUGUCGAGAAUGUAUUAGUUUCGAACAGAUUGGAUGCAGAAGAUGAAGAAACCAAAACGGCAAACAAACGAGGAGGAGAUAAAUCAGACUUGACAAGGCCAGAGUCCGAUUUUACGCCGACAUUGAACAAAACCGAAACCAAAGUAAAACGGUACCAGUCGACAGGAGGUAGUAUAUAUCAAAACGACAGAGAGAAAGAUAUAUUUCUUUUGUACUUCCAAGACGGAAAGGCAACCGCCAUGGAUUUAACCUUCGCUUUUAAAAGACUUGGUAAAGAAUGGUGCGAGUAUGAAAAGGAUUUUAACCCCUCUCAUAGUAUUUUGUAUGACCUAUCUGUGUUUUUAUUUAGAUGUAAGAGAAUAGUUGCUGUAUUAUCUCCAGGUUUUUAUCAGAGUAAUCUGUUUAUGUAUUUCCUUCAGACUACAGUUAAAUACUGCGUCGAUCAUGGGAAAAAUGCCCUCAUUCCAAUACUCGUAGGUACAACACCGUCGGACAUACCCCCAUGGUUAAAUAGUUUUCGAUAUUUCCAAUGUGUCCAUCCAAAUUGGACUGAAGAUGUGUGUGCAGUUUUUACAGAAAAAGUUCAACCACUCAAAUGUAAAGGUGAACAUCUUUGGAAUGAACAUUUUAAUACAAUAAGCUCUACUAAAUCAGAACCACCUAAUAUGACAAUUAAACUUUCCAAAAGAACGCAAGAAAACAUGAAGGCACGAACUUCAAUUGCGGUAGUAUGGUCAAAUUUGGCUGAAGAAAAAGUUCGGCAGCCUUCCUCAAGAAUUUCAAAAUUUCAACCACUCAAAUGUAAAGGUGAACAUCUUUGGAAUGAACAUUUUAAUACAAUAAGCUCUACUAAAUCAGAACCACCUAAUAUGACAAUUAAACUUUCCAAAAGAACGCAAGAAAACAUGAAGAUUUGGCUGAAGAAAAAGUUCGGCAGCCUUCCUCAAGAAUUUCAAAAUGUGAAGACAGAGUUAAUGUGUUUUUGUAAAUAUUGGAAAAAUGCACGAAAGGAUACAUUUAGUCUACAUCUACCAAAGGCCCGUUCUAAUAGUUUUAAUUUUAACCAAUGA
Lottia gigantea (owl limpet) is the source of this 1254-nucleotide messenger RNA. RefSeq lists its product as hypothetical. The coding region runs from base 1 to 1254 and encodes 417 amino acids. The record is from RefSeq and is a predicted model, not a curated record. Lineage: Eukaryota; Metazoa; Mollusca; Gastropoda; Lottiidae. The transcript has 9 exons. Gene Ontology annotation, biological process: signal transduction.